This is a messenger RNA of Myotis lucifugus (little brown bat), 1953 nucleotides long. RefSeq names its product neuronal tyrosine-phosphorylated phosphoinositide-3-kinase adaptor 2 (gene NYAP2). NCBI's taxonomy places the organism in Eukaryota, Metazoa, Chordata, Mammalia, Chiroptera, Vespertilionidae. The transcript is spliced from 5 exons. Gene Ontology annotation, biological process: phosphatidylinositol 3-kinase/protein kinase B signal transduction; neuron projection morphogenesis. The record is from RefSeq and is a predicted model, not a curated record. The coding region runs from base 1 to 1953 and encodes 650 amino acids.
AUGAGAUCUUCCAAGAUGAUGAGUUCUAAUCCUGAGGAAGACCCUUUGGACACAUUUCUCCAGUAUAUUGAGGAUAUGGGGAUGAAGGCCUAUGAUGGCUUGGUUAUUCAGAAUGCAUCGGACAUCGCUCGAGAGAAUGAUCGCUUGAGGAAUGAAACAAACCUGGCCUACUUGAAGGAAAAGAAUGAAAAACGACGAAGACAAGAAGAAGCAAUAAAACGCAUAGGUGGAGAAGGAGGACGAGGCCACGAAGGAAGUUACGCCGGCAAACAUUUCCGCAUGGGAUUCAUGACAAUGCCUGCUCCUCAGGACCGACUUCCCCAUCCUUGCUCCAGCGGCUUCUCCGUGAGGUCACAGUCCCUGCACUCGGUGGGGGGCACAGAUGAUGACCGCAGCUGUGGCUCCCGAAGACAACCACCCCCCAAGCCCAAGCGAGACCCGAGCACCAAGCUGAGCACCUCAUCGGAGACAGUCAACAGCGCAGCCACCAGUAAGAGCGGGAAAACCCCUGAGCGCUCCGAAGUUUCAGCCAAACCGAGACCCAACAGUGACGAGUAUUCCAAGAAGAUUCCUCCUCCAAAACCCAAACGGAACCCGAACACCCAGCUCAGCACGUCUUUUGAUGAAACGUACAUGAAAAAGCACGCGCCCCGGAGGACCUCGCUCACGCGGGACGCCUCCCUCUCCCAGAUGAGCAGCCCCGCGGGGGACCCCGAGGACGAGGAGCCCGUGUACAUCGAGAUGGUGGGGAACAUCCUCCGAGACUUCAGGAAAGAGGAUGACGACCAGAGCGAGGCUGUCUACGAGGAAAUGAAAUACCCCAUUUUUGACGACUUGGGCCCAGACUCCAGAUGUGACCUUGACCAUCACAGUUGUUCUUCGCAGUGUGCUACUCCCACCGUGCCUGACUUGGACUUCGCCAAGUCCUCAGUGCCAUGCACUCCAAAGGGUUUGCUUUGUGACAUCCCCCCGCCCUUCCCCAACCUGCUUUCCCAUAGACCCCCCCUGCUGGUGUUCCCACCUGCCCCCGUGCAGUGCUCCCCCAAUUCUGACGAGUCUCCGCUCACCCCGCUGGAGGUCACCAAGCUCCCGGUGCUGGAAAACGUGUCUUACAUGAAACAGGCCGGAGCGUCUCCAUCCUCGCUACCCCCCCACGCCUCCAGCCACCCUAAACUGGACAAGGACCAGAGCGGGGCCCUGGGACCUGCCGCCGCCGCCGUGCUCUCCUCGUCCCCUCCCCCGCCGUCCACUUUGUACCGAACGCAGUCCCCCCACGGCUACCCGAAAAGUCACUCGGCCUCCCCGUCCCCUGUGAGCAUGGGGAGGUCCCUCACCCCCCUCAGCCUCAAAAGGCCUCCCCCCUACGACGCCCUGCAUUCUGGUAGCCUCUCCAGGAGCUCUCCAUCAGUGCCUCAUUCGACCCCCAGGCCAGUGUCGCAGGAUGGGAGCAAGAUGGUCAACGCCUCCGUCAGCACCUACGGGGCGGCUCCCAGCGGCUCCCGCUCCAGGACGCCCACGAGUCCUUUGGAAGAACUAACCAGCCUCUUUACCUCGGGGCGAAGCCUGCUGAGGAAGUCGUCCAGCGGCCGCAAGUCGAAGGAACCCGCAGAGAAAUCAACAGAGGAGCUGAAAGUGCGAAGCCACAGCACAGAGCCACUGCCAAAGCUGGACAGCAAAGAGAAAGGACACCAUGGGGCAUCUUCCAGAGAGCCUGUCAAAGCUCAGGAAUGGGAUGGAACACCAGGGCCACCUGUGGUCACCAGUAGACUGGGAAGAUGCUCUGUGAGCCCCACCUUGUUAGCAGGAAACCACAGCUCAGAACCGAAAGUAAGCUGCAAACUAGGCCGGUCUGCGUCCACAUCAGGUGUGCCCCCUCCGUCAGUGACUCCUCUCAGGCAAGCCAGUGACCUGCAACAGAGCCAGGUACCAUCAUCGUUAGCCAAUCGUGAUUGA